CGCACGGUAACGGUAACCAACUCAAUGCUGCCGUCAUUUCGAGAGAAAAAAGAGGUACAGUAGCCUAGGGUAAGAUCGCCCAUUAGCCGGGACGCGGAAGGGCGCAUGUCGUUGUCCUUCCUCCCGGUUGUGAAGAAGAAAAGCUUGGUGACGCCGGCGGCCGGCACGGAAUUCAAAACGCUUUCGUGCGAAAAAACGAAACAAAAAAAUGUAGGAUUCUCCGCAGCGCAAGACCGCUUUCCGGGGGCGGAAUGCUUUGCUGCGUGGCGUUCCAAGAAUUAGAAAUGGCGGCAGUUCGCUGGGUAAUGGUAGCAGAAGUAUCCCCGGGCCUAAGGGAUAUCAUGGACUUGUAACCACCUCAAUUUAUUGAUGCCCGUAGGUCAGCGAAAGAGAUCCCUUGGUCACCUCCGACUUGAGUGAAACCCAUCGUGUCGUUGGUCUGAAUAUAGCAACCCGGCUUCCUUCCUAAGCGAGAUUGACAAUGGCCGCUCCCUGAAAACAUAAAAGCGUCACGUAUCACGUCGUGCUCCCUUUAACCGCCAUAAUCCUGUUCCUCCUCCCCACCAUGUUUUACGGUGUGUACUACUACAACAAUGCUUUGUUUGUUUUUCACAAAGGACGACUGGGACGACGAUGACAUGGACGAUGACUUCUGCAACCAGCUGAGAGCGGAGCUCGAGAAGACGAAGCCGCCGGCAAAAGGCCAAGCAAAACCACAACAGUCGUGAAACUGAAGGGAAAGAGCCCGAGAGAACUGCCGCUGCAUGCCUCUUGUCCGGCCGAGCCGAGCCUGUCUUAUUUUUUCUUUUCUGUCGUUGUGUGCAUACGGUAUUGACAAGAUGGUGAUUUUUUUUUGUAGUUGUGUUUUAAACUGAUUUUCCUUUUAUCGUGCCACGGUCUUAGGGUCCGGCGGUAGACAUGAGCGCACAGGCCACUUUUACCGGAACCGGCGCGAAGACAAACACCAAGAUACCUCAGUCGAAGACAAUUGAGCCCCUUCCUGCGGCCGCUAGAAUAUUGCGGUGUGUACCGCGGCGCGCGAUCCGCACGGCAUUUAUCGGGGUUUGGGGUAUUCACAACCGACAUUACACCCUGAUAUCGCAGCUCGAACCUUACGCGAAGAUGGGGUGUCUAAUACAUGCCCCCACACCCCAUUAUCCAUCCGUCCACAUGGUGGGCGCCGUUGCGGAGUCAUUAUGAGUCGAAUUGUGCGUGUCGCACCAUGCGCAAAUAUCGAUACAUCGGUUCUGCGUGGUUCCGAGUGCAUCCGUUUUGUUCCACCAUCUGUCCGAAGUGCGUUUUAGUGCGCCUCGAGGGCCCCUCCUGUGCUGUAGAUUCAACAAGCCUUCUCAUGCUGCUGCCUCGCUGCUCCUGCAAGAGUCUGAAAGACGCGUGUAUGCCGCAUCCAAGGGCAACGUGUUGAAGGAUGCGCAAAAUAUCCCGCACCCCGCAUCAGAGAGUCACGCGGAAUUGGACCAGCUAUUAUUAGCUGUGGCGGAACUCGUACGACCAUACGUGGCUGGCAAGAAGUAGUUGUUUUUCUCCCGCUCUCACGUUAGUGGGGGAGCCCCCCUUCUGUGCUGCAGCACCUACGACUCUCACGUUGGUGCGCACACGAGCUCCGAUUUGCCGAUGCCCUGUCGGGGCAAGUCGUGUUGUUCUGUCCGAAGUUUUACUUCGCCUUUGCCAAAACAAGGAUGGAAGCUUGGAAAUUGUACGCUCUGUGCAGCGGUAGCCGCGUGCGGAGAACUGGACAUACUCCUACCACCGACCGAGGUCCUUUGUCGACACAGUGGCAUGAUGCAUUUUUGCGGAAUCGCGUGGCCCCCCUUGCGAUACCGCGGAGACUUUGGUGAUGGCAAUUUCUCGAAGGAUGAACAACUUGCACAAAGUUCACUUUCGAAGGAAAAACAUUACCGUGUCAAGUGUUCGUGUCUUCCCGCUGAGGAUACUUCGAGCAUCUCCAAACUCAAGCACUUCAUUGUACAUGUCCAGCCCGUGCCAGACCACGUUCCUCUCGUGGAACCUUCAAACAACGAUCACAUGAACACCGCCUCAUCACAAGAAAAAUGCUACCAUAUCUCUCUCUUCAAUAUAUACACAGCGAAUGGAAGCAUGUGCAAUCCUCCAAACACACGACACGCGUAGCUCUCACUCCGUGCCUGUGAACGCAACCUUUCAGAGCGAGUCGAGGAAGCCGGGCGAGCUCCCGCUCCCGCCUUUGGAAGAUGACGCCGUCUCUGAGGAAGAGGGCUCGGCGAGAUCCAAGCCCUCCAGCUGACGAUCCAAGCCCUCUAUCAAUCGGCUCAACCCGAGGUGACCCCCGAGCAAGUGGAUCCCUUCGGCGAUGCUAUCCUUGAGGGACACCAGCCGAUGUCUCGUGUACACGAAAGAACCCUGGGAAGGAGGGAGGGAAGGCGGGGGGGUGUUGCUAUGUCGUCGUCAGUUGAUCCUUGAGUAAGUAUCGUUGGAGAGAUGGGAACCCCGCGCACUGUUGUACUGCUGCUUAAGACACUGCUCUACACUCGGCGCUAUGUGCGGAGGUUUUUGCCACAUUGUUCACAAGACAGCAGUCUCGUGCUAUGUAUCCCCUUCAACUCUGUUAUACGUGCUUUGGCGCGAGGAACAGAGGCACUACUCCGUUGACCGGGGGGAAGCAGGGCAGAUGGGGGGGAGCGGGCGAACCGUACGCAACUCCAAGAGAUGGAUACUUCCUUUGACGUCUUCCAAACGAAAUUGAUACCCGAACAAAUCUUGCAAACCAAUAUAUCAUCCGGACCAGAAUAUACAAAUACAUGUAUACGGGCGCAGCCCUGGCCAAUGCAAAGCGACUCCGAAUCCGCUGAGUGGUGUAUGAAAGAAAUAUACGAUCGGCCGACGAAAUAAUUAUUUCUCACAACGAUCGCCGCUAGUCAGCCAAACAUCUCUACCCCCCGCCUCUGCGGCCCCCAAAACACCGGCCACGUUGCCGGCCAGGCUUUCGUU
Messenger RNA from Ectocarpus sp. CCAP 1310/34, 2985 nucleotides. Lineage: Eukaryota; Phaeophyceae; Ectocarpales; Ectocarpaceae. The record is from the annotation of a GenBank genome assembly.